AUGCGCCAUAGGCUGAAGCGUUCGGCCCUCUGCAUAUUCGUGUGGUUGGCGUGGAGCCACCGCCCCCUUGACUCUGAAGAGAAGCCCAGUGGCAAAGCUCCCCUGGCUUUUCAAGACGUGUUUCCGGAGACAAGCGCCAGACGAUUUCAGAAGGGAAGGCGGCAUCUCCUGAAUAUGAUCGGCGCCUCGUUCACGUCACCGGCCUGGGCUGGCGACGCGCCCCGGGAUCUCUUGCUGGCGCAGCUCCAGAAGCGAGUCGACCUUGCUCGUCUCGAUGCUGCGGGAGCUCCUUUGACGCCUGUCAACCUCGAUCCAGCAACGGCCAAAGAGCUGACGAGCCUGGCUGAGACGCUGGAAGCGAGUUUCGCCCGGCAGAAAAACAUUCUGCAGGAUCCUGCCAAACUGCAGCAGCUGAGUGGGAAAUGGCGACUGCUCUUCUCCGAUGCACCGGAGAUUACUGGAUUAGCCAACUUGCCCUUGGGCCUGGCUGUGGGCCCUGUCUACCAGCCGAUCGAUGUUUCGUCGAAGAUUUUCGAGAACCAGUCGCCCAUCGUACAGAAGCUCGGGCUUGUGAAGGGCAAUCUUCGAGUUGUUGGCACUUUUGCUGCAGCUCCGUUGCGAUCUGUGAAUGCAGCUGGCGUGGUGAACACUUGUGGGAACCGCAUUGAUGUCAACUUCGAGCGCCUGGUGUUUUCAGUGGAUCAGCUCGCUGGCAUCUCCACCGGUUCUUUUCUGCAGCGGGUGGCCACGCCAACGCGUGCCCCUGGUGCACCCCAGCCCGCCAUCGACAUCACUUACUUGGACGACUUUCUUCGAAUCACCCGAGGGGGCGAUGGAUCCUUGUUUAUUCUGGUAAAAGAGGAUGCUGCAGGUCCAGAUGCUGGCACUCGCGAGAAGCUCAAGAAGGUGCAUGGACGGUUCGAGGUUCAGGAGAUUCAGGUUUUUGCCAGCCAUCCAAGUGAGCUUUUACCUCUCACGACCACGUGGCUUUUGUGCCAUCAGGUGCCGCAUCCAGGCAAUGCCAGAGGAGAAGAGCUCAAAGAGCAGUGGGAGCCCGAAGCCAAGACUCGAAGUGCCAUGAAGGGUGAGCGACCUGCGUGGGUCCAGCUCACGGCCAAGCUCCAGUGGUGGAGCAAUUCCUGCUUCUGCGAAUGCCCGGAGCGGCGAGACGCGAACAUCGAGCUCGUCGAAGAGCGGCUGAAGAAAGCCGAGCUAGCCAGGGCAUGCUCUGCAUCGGACGGGGGAGAGCCACAUCCCGAGCCUGAUCUUGGCCUGAGCUUGGCGCCAGCCCCUCUUGUUCGCUCACGAACGCCCUCGGGUGACUUUAUAGCCCAGACGUUCCACAGACAAGUCUCCCCACAGGAGACCCACAGCUCACCGAAGAAGCUUGCCAGCAUGCUCAGGAUGUUGGAGUCGCGAACCAACAUCAACUUGGAUGACGUCUCGAAGGAAAGUAUGCCCAAGGAGAUCAAACCCCGGCGGCGGCUGGUGCGGCACGAGGCCGAAGAUCUCCGUUGGGUGAAGGAGGCUUUGGGCAUGAUCUGGCCCAAGGUGAAUGUCGCCGCAGAGAAGUUCAUGGUGGAGGAGGUCCAGCCCCAAAUCGUCAAAGAGCUGCCAAAGUUCUUGAAAGGCUUCCACUUCAAGCAUUUUAACUUCGGCCAUGGCAUUCCGGAUCUGCAUGGCCUGGAGGUGUGGGAAGCACCGUGCCGGGAUCAGGACACAAAGCGGCAGGGCUUUGAGAUCCACGUGUCUUUCAAGCUCCAGUCGGACGUGGAGAUUGCUGCCUCCGUGCUGGGUCUCACCGCGGGCCUCUCCUACCUCUCCCUAAAGGGUAGUCUGGUUAUCCGCCUUGACCCAUUGCUCAAUGAGGAGCCUUUGAUUGGAGGCAUUGUGGCCUACUUCAUCGAUCCGCCAGUGGUAGACUUCCGCAUGACGCCCGGAAUUGCACAGGUGGCAGAGGUGGGUCCUCUGAACAAGGUCAUCCGAGAUCUCCUGCAGUCCGCCAUCCAUGAUCAGCUGCUGCUUCCCAAUGUCAUCCACGUCCCCAUGGUUGACGAUGAGGACUUGGUGGACACGGCCAGCGUAAGAGAUGCGAAGCCGCUGGGAGUACUGCGAGUAACUGUUUCGUCCGUGCACCUUCCGGCAGCAACUUCUGGCAGCUGCCUCGGUGGCCCUCUGCGCCCUUGGCUGGGUCGGCAGAUGACUCCCGAGGUCCGACUUGAGCUCAGCGCUGAGGAGUGGCGCACCCCUGUGCUCGACCGCCGCAGCGAGGAGAUUUACCACUUCAGCUCUGAACCGACUCGAGGCCGAGUUUUCAUCCGCAUCCACGGGGCCACCGGGCUGCCCGACAGCCACAGCUCUAACCCCUGCUACAUCACGGCGCAGGUGGGGCAGCAGCAACAGCGAACCACUGCCGUGCCUCAUUGGUUCACUUCAGGAUGGACAGACAGUAACGAGCUCGAUUUCCCGGUGGGAGAAGACGACCACAUGCUGCGGCUGGAGGUGUGGUAUCCCGGCUUGGCCUGGGAUCAGAGUCUGGGCUUCGUGGAGGAAGAUCUUGACACGACCAACACAGGUUCCUGGCAUUCGAUGACGCGACGACUGCGACCGAACGAGCAUGGAAGUCUGCAGUAUGACGUGCGCUUCGAACCAGAGGGUGUUUCCUCCGCGCGCCAUGUUGCCAGGAACAUGCACGACUUCUUCGUCUUUGACUACAACCAGAAACUGCAAGUCUCAGUCAGCGACGUUGGCCGCUGGGGAUCACCUCGCUUCCUCGGCACUACGAAGAAGCGGAAGAUCUCAGAGUUGCUGUGCUGGGGAGGGGUCUGCAACGGCUCUGUGCAGAUGAAUCUCCACGAACUGCCGAACAACACAGAGGUUUCCCUCGGUGCAGUCACACUUCACAUCGAGUGGCUGGAGAUCAUUCCACACUCAGUGGACUACGAUGAAGGUUUGCUACAGUUCCAUAUUGACGAGGUCUUCGUGCCGGAGACUGUCAAAAUGGAUCAGAUCGCAUUGUCCGUGCGAGUGGGUGAGGAGCAGUUGCGGACACCCUUGGUGCGGUUGAAAGGGGGAGAGGCCGCGGCAGCUGAGCAAGAUGGAAAGACGAGACAAUCCAUUUCACGCACCAUGAGCAUCUUCCAGGAGGCCAAGGGGGAGAUCGAGACGAUCCUUCGAAUGCCAGUCUCCAGGUUAGCCCUGGAAACACAAAGCUUGGAGAUCGCGGCUUUGAAUGACAAAGGCCAAGUGAUGGCGCGGCAUGCCUUCCAACUGCAUCACCUGGUGCGAGCGCCCAUGCGCGCCAUCUCCUUCGAGCCGUGCAACAUGCACAUGGAGGAUCAAAGCGACCAGCGAAUCUCCGCAGAGGUCCAGGUGCGUCUCAUGGGACUUCACAGGGUGAAGCACAAGGAUGCCAUAAAGCGGCUGGCGAUCAAGGUUACCGCAGAUGAUGCGUCUUCGGACACCGAGACCUCACAAGACGAAGGAGAGGAGAGCGUUGCCCUGGUUGAUCGGUCCUUCUCCUUGCAGUGGGUCAAUUUCAUCUAUGGCAAGCUUCACCCGAAGAUUUCUGUGAUCAUCGCACGGAUGAUGGAAGACCGCUUUGGACUGAUCACGCAGAUGCUGCAGGCUCGCUUGCCAGGCCCCUUGAAGGACAUCCACUUCAAGUAUUUCCGCCUGGGUGAUACUCCACCUGCCUUCGGACCGAUCACAGUAGCGGAGACCCUGCGUGGCCAUCGAAGUGCAGGCAUCGAGAUGCAGGUGGGCUUUCAGCUGGACACCAAUGCACACAUGGAGCUGAGCGUGCAUGGCGCCAACUUGGGUAUCGAUCGGAUCCGAGUGCAGGGUCAAUUGCUGGUUCGCUUGGGUCCGCUGCUGGAAGAGGUGCCCGUUCUCGGUGGCAUCGUGGCAUGCUUCCUGAACCCACCAGACCUGGAGUUGCAGUACUGCGGUGUUGCGCACUGUGUUGAGAGCACGAUGCUGGCCAACCGUUUCCAGAAGAUGGUGGACGUGGGGUUGGCAAGUGCCCUAGUGCUGCCCCACGUGUUUUCCGUCCCAAUUGGCACGGAGGGGCAGGCCGUGGACAGAGCUCUUCUGGCGCAUCCGAAACCCAUAGGUGUGCUUCGUGUCACUGCCGUGCGUGCCACCAACCUCCGUGAAGGUUGGCCUCUGAAACGCUCUAGAAGUCCCUACCUGAGUUUGUCUCUUGCGGGCGAGGAAUGGCAAACUUCAGCAGUGUGGUCAAGCUUGAACCCUGAGUGGGAUGAGACCCAUGAUUUCCUUGUAUAUGACAAGCGCCAAACCCUGGGCAUUGAAAUCGUUGAUACGAACUCACUUUUUCUGCGCAAAGUCAUUGGCUACGCUGACCCCAUCUUGGCGACGGACACAGAAGCGCACUCGGAAAUCCCCCUUGCUCUGUUCGACUGCCCGGAGAGCUCAAACACACCGAAGGCUGCCUCUCAUCCACGUCAUCCGGCCGGAAAUGUGGAGCUUCGCUUGGACUGGUUGAACUUCGUCAGGCAUGGGCGCAAGGGUCCUGACGGCUUUUGCGUGCUGCGUGUGAAGUUCGAUGAAGUGGAGGUUCCUACGCAGUUGGUCGAUCUGCGCAGCACCAGUGAACUGGAUCCCCUUCGAGUUCGCAUGUGUGCCAGCAUUGGAAAGGUUAAGAAGUCGACGCCCGAGGUGGCGUGGUUUAAGCGAGACCCGACUCAGCAGGACCCUCGAACGAUUGAGUUGGACAUCGAGAAUGUGCUCUACAUGCUCAUUCACAAAACGGAUCUGGAUUCCGGAACUUUGGAGCUCGAGUUGCUGGACGGUCACGACAAAGUCCUAGGCUCUUCCAGCCUCGAGCUUCACAAGGCGGGCCAGCGAUUGGUUUUGGCAAUUACAAGUAGUACAGUUGCAUUAUGUAGCAGUGCAAUUCAGGGUAGUUAUCGUCUUUGCUUCCUUGCUCGUGUUGAAGUACUGGUUUCAUGGCAUGACGCUAGCAUCGUUUUUUCUCAGUUGGUGUACUUGGAUUGGCGGGGUUGUUGCUGCUACUGUUGCUGGCGGUCUAGCAAUAUUGCGUGCAGCUUCGGCAGAAGUGUCCUGCAGCCUACCGGAAAUAGCGAGCACGGCGAGCCAGCGGGAAAUUGGCUCUCAAUGGCCAGACGAGUCAAAUCUCGUCAUGGCAGUCUUUAA
Messenger RNA from Symbiodinium sp. CCMP2592, 5178 nucleotides. The record is from the annotation of a GenBank genome assembly. Lineage: Eukaryota; Dinophyceae; Suessiales; Symbiodiniaceae.